AUGAUUACUGAAGGAGAAACUAAUCAUGAAAAAUUAUUGGAUAAAAAUGAUGAAUUUAUUUCUGCAUUGGUUGCACCAUUAGCCGAUGUUGACGACCAAUUAGAUGAUGACGAGAUUCAGAAGUUACCAUAUCAAUUACAGUACUAUGAUGGGAACCGUUGUCAGGAUCAUUUAAUUGUGAAAAAAUUGAUCGAAGCAUUAUAUCAGCUUUGUGCAACGAAACAUGGACGAACAGUGUUACGCGCCAAAGGUAUCUAUGCCAUUCUGCGUGAAUUGGAUAAAGCCACAAAUACCGGUAUCAGCAGUACGACAUCGGCGAUAAAGUCUUCAGCUAAUGAUGCUACUGGUGUUGCUGUUAGUAACGCCAAAGAGGCCAAAAGCUGUUACAUGAUUGUUGACAGUGCGCAAACAUCGACACUACAUUCGCUGAUCGGGAUUCUGAUACGUUACGAGACAGAGAUGGAUGUUGAUCCAAAUUUA
Messenger RNA from Enterobius vermicularis (human pinworm), 480 nucleotides. The record is from the annotation of a GenBank genome assembly. Lineage: Eukaryota; Metazoa; Nematoda; Chromadorea; Rhabditida; Oxyuridae.